Messenger RNA from Penicillium soppii, 363 nucleotides. RefSeq names its product thioredoxin family protein. The transcript is spliced from 2 exons. The record is from RefSeq and is a predicted model, not a curated record. NCBI's taxonomy places the organism in Eukaryota, Fungi, Ascomycota, Eurotiomycetes, Eurotiales, Aspergillaceae. Bases 1 to 363 code for a protein of 120 amino acids.
AUGGGCGUCACUCAGAUCAAAACCGCCGAGGAGUACGAGACUCUCGUCAACAAGGCCACCACCCCCGUCGUCGUCGACUUCUUCGCCACCUGGUGCGGUCCCUGCAAGGUCGUUUCCCCCGUCCUCGAAAAGCUUAGCAACGAGCACACCAGCAUCAACUUCUACAAGGUCGAUGUCGACGAGCUCGCCAAUGUCGCUGCCGAAAACGCCAUCUCCGCUAUGCCCACUUUCCUGUUCUUCAGCGCCGGCGAAACCAAGGAAGGCGAGAAGAAGACUCCCACGCAAGUGGUCAAGGGUGCGAACCCCCCGCCAUCCAGGCUGGCAUUAAGGCCAUCUCGGCUUAAAUUUGAGAUGGGAGCUUAG